CCUGGAACGAGGCUCGAAACCUCGUUCAAAACGUGUUUUAGUUGUGUCGUGGGUAGCGUGGAAGGUUUGGGCAUGAAUUACUGCUAUUUUGUCGAAAAUGCCCGACGUUUUGAGCUGUAAGGAAGAAAAUGAGACGCGUAGAAAACGAAAAGAUUCUAAAACGACCGGGAAAUGUAACAUUGCCGCAGAAAACGGUGAACUUUUGAAUGGACUUUCGGCAGCACCCGACGAAAAACCGCCGGUGACGGCUACGAGAGACGAAUUUGGCUCACAACUGAAAAUAAUCCAGAUAAAUGAUCAAGUUCGAGAGCUACAGACAAUUUUGAGAGACAAAGAAACAGAGAGAGGAGACUUUGUCUUUUAUGCUGAUCGCCUUAUAAGACUGGUGGUAGAGGAAGGUCUGAACCAGCUUCCAUAUGAAACCUGCACAGUGAAGACACCCACUGGAGCCUCAUAUGAAGGGUUAGCUUUUCAGAGAGGAAACUGUGGUGUCAGCAUUAUGCGAAGUGUAAAGGUUUAUUAUGCAAAGUUCCCUCCUGGUAUUGAUCAAAGAAAAGUUCUUCUUAUGUAUCCUCUCCUAACAGAUUCAGGAGCUACUGUAAUAACAGCCAUCAAGGUUCUUCUUGAUCAUGGUGUUAAACAGGAAAACAUUCUUCUUUUAAAUGUAUUUGCCACCCCAAAUGGUGUGAAGCAGCUACUGAAAAACUUUCCAUCUGUUACCAUUCUGACGUCAGAGGUGCACUCAGACUGCCCCUCAUAUUUUGGACAGAGAUAUUUUGGAACAGAUUAAUGUUGCAGUAGACCUAGAAAUGCACUGUCCUUGAAGCUCUAGUCUCCUCUUUGCCAUUGAUUCCACAACAGUUGUUUGUGAAUCAUAAAUUUUUCUUUUAUUUUGGUUUUAAGGGCUCAUCCUAAAUGUACAUGUAUGUGUAGUGGAUGAAAGCAAAAUGCGUACUGCAGAAAGAAGCAAAACCAUGUGUCACCAAGGUUUCUAUAGACUGUUGACCCCGUAAAUCCCUAAAUUGGUUUGGAUUAAUUUGUAUUUAAACAUGUAUUUACAAGUAUGGAAACUCUCAACCCAAAGCAACUAAAUCUACCUAUUGAACUCAAACAUUAAAAAUUCUAUUUUCAUAUUACAUAAACUACAUUAUACUCCUGCUCUAUUCUGCAGGCUCGAUGACAGAAAGAAUACUAGGCUUGAGAGUGUCAGAAAUAGAAAUUGACCCUCUGGUAUGUACUCUAUGGGCAGUAUUUCCCAAACUUUAAGGAACAAACUUUAAGUAAAAUCAACCC
Messenger RNA from Pocillopora verrucosa, 1293 nucleotides. The record is from RefSeq and is a predicted model, not a curated record. Lineage: Eukaryota; Metazoa; Cnidaria; Anthozoa; Scleractinia; Pocilloporidae.